AUGGGUAAACAAAAGAAAACGAGAAAAAUUGUUGAAAAGAGAUUUGGGCAAAUGAAGAAAAUGAUUAACCCCAGGGAUAGCAGGCUAAAGCCAAGUGAUCGUCAGACUUCCAAGAGAAAGAAACCGGAUCCCCACGUUUUAAAAAUACGAGAAGUUCCAAAGUCAAGCUCAGCUUUAUUCUUUCAGUAUAAUAUGCAACUUGGGCCACCUUACCAUCUUAUAGUUGAUACGAAUUUUAUAAAUUUCUCUAUUAAAAACAAAUUAGAUAUUGUUCAGAACAUGAUGGAUUGUUUAUAUGCUAAAUGCAUUCCAUAUAUUACCGAUUGUGUGUUAGGAGAGUUGGAAAAAUUGGGAAGAAAAUAUAGAGUAGCUUUAAGAAUCAUCAAAGAUCCUCGAUUUGAAAGACUAGGAUGUUUACAUAAAGGGACAUAUGCAGAUGACUGUAUUGUACAAAGAGUAACACAACACAAAUGUUAUAUUGUGGCAACAAAUGAUAAAGACCUGAAAAGACGACUGCGAAAAAUACCUGGAGUUCCUAUAAUGUCCGUGGCUGAUCACAAGUACACAAUUGAAAGGAUGCCAGACGCUUAUGGCGCUCCAAAAGGAGCUGUCUAG
Molecule: messenger RNA, 615 nt
Organism: Leptosia nina
Lineage: Eukaryota; Metazoa; Arthropoda; Insecta; Lepidoptera; Pieridae
Source: the annotation of a GenBank genome assembly